Aureobasidium pullulans EXF-150 is the source of this 1480-nucleotide messenger RNA. Its product is annotated as pyridoxal phosphate-dependent enzyme, beta subunit. Gene Ontology annotation, biological process: L-cysteine biosynthetic process. The transcript has a single exon. The record is from RefSeq and is a predicted model, not a curated record. Lineage: Eukaryota; Fungi; Ascomycota; Dothideomycetes; Dothideales; Saccotheciaceae. Gene Ontology annotation, cellular component: cytoplasm. The coding region runs from base 260 to 1207 and encodes 315 amino acids.
CGCAAAAGACAUGUCAAUUCUGCUGUAUACCUACAUGUUAACGUAGACUCAAUCAUCAGGGCCUUGGGGCAGAAGGUGAUCAGCUUCUGUCACGUCCAAAUCUCCCCAGCGGGAAAUAUUUCUGAAUCCCGACUUGCGGAGACCGACGGGGAUCGCGGAGUCACUAAGCAACCACCUUCGUCGAUUCAGAAACGAGUCUCUUUCUCUUUUUUUUUCCACAAGAAUCAACAUUCCACAUCAGGAUUACCUGUGUUCCAUCAUGACAGCUCAAAUGCCCCUCCGCGAUGUUCUGGACGCAAUCGGCAACACUCCCAUCGUCGAGCUUACCAAGGUCGUUCCUGCAAACAGUGCUCGCGUCCUCGUCAAACUCGAAUCCCUAAACCCAACAGGCAGCUACAAAGACCGCAUGGCUAGAUCGGUCAUCGAAGAAGCUGAAAAACGUGGCACACUCAAACCAGGAAUGACAGUCGUGGAAGCUACAGGAGGCAGCACAGGCUCAGCUCUCGCUUUCAUCUGCGCGGUCAAAGGAUACAAUUUCACCGUCGUAUCUUCCGACGCUUAUGCGGAAGAGAAGUUGAAGACUAUGGCUGCAUUUGGGGCAGAUGUUGUGAUUGUCCACAGUCCUAGCGGUAAAGUCACUAAAGAUUUGAUCCCAGCUAUGCAGGCAAAAGCGGCAGAAAUUUCAAAGCGAGAGGGUUAUUGGAAUGCGGACCAAUUUUCCAACCCGGAUGUCUUGAUCGGCUAUCAGGGCAUGGGGAAAGAGUUAUUGGCACAGGUUCCAGAAGGUAUAGAUGCUUUCUGUGGUGCAGUGGGUGGAGCGGGAAUGACUAUGGGUGUUGCGACGGUUUUGAAAGGGAAAGGACGCCAGUGCCAUGUCACGUUGUUGGAACCUGCUUCUUCGCCUGCCAUAACCAAGGGAUAUGGAGGCCAACAUUCUGUGGAAGGUGUGGGGAUAGGCUUCUUGCCUAAGGUGUUGGAUAAAGCUUUGUACGAUGACGCGAUGGCUAUCGAGGAAGAUGAGGCGAGGGUCAUGUGCAGGAGAUUGGCAAGAGAAGAGGGUAUUUUGGCUGGUACUUCGACGGGACUUAAUGUUGUGGCUGCGCUGCAGAUCGCGCAGAGACUCGGGCCAGGGAAGGUUGUGGUGACGGUAGCAUGCGAUACUGGUCUCAAAUACGUGCGAGGACCCUUGUACGAUACUGACAACUAAGAUAUCAUUUUUAAGCUGUCCUUGCUGGAUAUGACCCUGCUUCUCAGGAAGGCUCCUUAUCUUGAUGAAGCUCUUCACGGUCAAGCAAGCAUAUUGACGUGGUCUUGCUCUAGACGGACCCGGGUAUCUACAUCGGAGACUGGAAGCAUGCACGACAACAAGCCCCUCUGCCUCUCACACAGCCAACGAAACGACCACAAGUACACCAGCAAAUGCAGCAACCACAGUCCGCAGAGAGGGAAGGUAUAAAGUAGCAGCACCAUAUUCUGCGAA